Cyphomyrmex costatus is the source of this 912-nucleotide messenger RNA. RefSeq lists its product as uncharacterized. The record is from RefSeq and is a predicted model, not a curated record. Gene Ontology annotation, molecular function: nucleic acid binding. The transcript has 2 exons. Lineage: Eukaryota; Metazoa; Arthropoda; Insecta; Hymenoptera; Formicidae. Bases 1 to 912 code for a protein of 303 amino acids.
AUGGGACAACUUCCCUCUAAGCGCAUCACCUCUUCUCGUUCUUUUACUCACACCGGCAUUGACUAUGCUGGCCCUUUUUUGACAAAGACUUGGAAAGCUGUUCACUUGGAAUUAGUCACUGACUAUUCUUCUGAUGCCUUUAUAGCUGUAUAUAAGAGAUUUGUAUCAAGACGCGGAAUUUGUACCACGUUAACCAGUGACUGCGGCACCACGCUCAAAGGAGCAGAUUCAGAAUUAAAACGGCUUUUCUCGCAAGCUCGUCAAGAGUCUUCCACGUUAGCCAUCCUGUUAGCUAACAAUGGUACUCAAUGGCGCUUCAAUCCCCCUUCCGCCCCUCACUUUGGAGGUAAAUGGGAAGCGGGAGUCAAAUCUAUGAAGCACCACCUCAUCCGUGUAGUCGGCAACUCUACCUUCACAUAUGAGGAAAUGAGCACUCUCUUGGCUCAAAUUGAAGCGGUGAUGAAUUCCCGACCAUUGGGCCCGUUAACUGAGGACCCAGACAACCUCAAUGUAUUACCAGGACACUUCCUCAUGGGGUGUGCUCCUUUGACAGUUUCCGAACUUUGUCUUGAGUUGAUCAAAGCCGUUAGGUUGUCGCGAUGGCAACUUAUUCAAAAGACUUUUGAGUCAUUCUGGUCUAGAUGGUCUCAAGAAUGCUUACAAAGGUGUUACGCCUGUUAUAAGUGGAAUCGAGUUACUCCCUCUCUCCAAGUAGGAGCCAUCGUCCUCGUCAUCGACGAACGUUACCCACCGACUAAAUGGCCCUUGGGGCGUAUCAUUGCCAUACAUCCAGGGCAGAAUGGCCAUACCAGACUAGUUACUGUUAAAACGCAAACGUCAGUCUUGAAACGGCCAGUAGUCAAACUCUGCCCAUUGCCUGUUAUGCACGACUCCCCGCAAGUUGUUCAUUAA